Molecule: messenger RNA, 2820 nt
Organism: Durusdinium trenchii
Lineage: Eukaryota; Dinophyceae; Suessiales; Symbiodiniaceae
Source: the annotation of a GenBank genome assembly
AUGGUCCUGCCUGCAGAGCCGUUCGCUGCCCCAAAGGCAUGGGUCUUCCGAAGCAGUGGAGGCAGCCUGCCAUGUGCACAAAGCUUCCAGAGAGUUGUGAGCACAUCUUAUCCAAGUAGUUCUUGGCCCUUCACUCCGCGCAUCGCAGCUCCAGUGAAUGGUGCAGCUCCGGGCCAGGUGGUAGUUGUUCGAGAGCUAUCUCCUGGCAGACCUUUGGGAGCACCCAUGGCCACUCAACGAGCCCUAUCGCCCACAUUGUCCACUGUGCAUGUGGCGCAUCACCAGGCAGGGUGUCGUGCCGACGGGCAAGUGUCCCCGCCGCUCAUGGCACAGCCCAGAUCAUUGUCUCCUCCGAUAGCUGCAAGGCAAGCACACACACCUGUCAUGCCAAGCCAGGUGCAGCAGGUAAUUUCGCCACGCCAGCUCGCACCAAACCAAGUGCAAAUUCGCCCAGUUCAUCCUUCCUUCGGUCCAAUACCGUCACAAGAGCGUGCGUUGUCACCCUUGGGUUUGCCACCCGUGCCCGUCUUUCAGUCCAAGCUUCCCGAGGGCACGCCUGAAAGAUGUGCAUCACCCCGCCCAGUGCUGGUCAAAACUGUGACUCCUCGGGGUCCAGGACAAGGACCGCGCACUGUCAUACAGCAUCCAGUGAUGGUCACUCCAAGGUCGGUUCCAAUGGAGCCUUCUUCCAAGAGCGGUGUCCCAACACCAGGGCGGCGAGAACUGAGACCUCCGCCCAAAGCAAGUGUACGCAACGCAUCUCGGCCACCAGCACCAGCUCCAAAAAGUGCAACACCGGUGCCCAAGCGCUCAGCUUCAAAGGGCGCCAAGGCAGCUCCAUCAGUUGUUCCACCCACACGGGUGCACCUCAAGGGAGCUUUGAGUCAAGAACCUCGUGAUCUGACGGCAGCAGGGCAGUUGCCCCCAAGCUCCAGCAAAGAUCAGGCAGCUGGCACUCCAGCUUGGGCUGAACAGGACCCUUGCUUCACUGCUUUUACUGGAAUUCUGGGAGAGCCUGGUGCAGUGGAUGCAUUGUGUCAGCAACUUCUCUCAAGGCUGCAUGCUGGAAGUUCGGUGCGCUGGGAGGAGUUGGUGAACCUAAGCCCAGGGACAAUCUUGUUGGAGCUUGGAGUUGGCGUGGCUUCCUCUCCAACAUCCUCUCGCAAAGCAGUGAAGACAGCUCAGGAGGAGGACUUAAAGGAUUUGAAAUGCCAAGGUUGGUGGCGAGCCCUACUGGCAAGACAUAGCUUGUACGGUCCAGGAGAUGUCAUUGGGGCAGCCGAGUUGUCGGAGCUGAUCGGGGCCGCCCUGCGCUACAUGCGAGACAGAUAUGCCCCAUCAGCGUUCUUACGCAACCUUCGCACGGUGCAUUGUGGCUCGAAGAAGCUUAAGGAGCUCUAUGGCAGCUUCGAGUUUUAUUCGCGCGGCAUGCAAGGAAAGAGUUACAGGUGCAGAAGCCGGCUCACACGCGAAGAGCAUAUUUGCAGACAGGUUUGCAAGGACAAAGUUCCCGCUCCGUCUGAUCUUGUCAGAGCAGAGGUGGAGAUGUUGAGAAGCCUAGAGCAUCCAGCUAUACCACAGGUUAUUGCAAGCUUUGAGGAUUUCAACAACAUCUACAUAGUCCUCGAACCUGUGGAAAGCAUAGAGUUGGUGAACGUUUUGCAGCAAUGGCACCAAACUGGUCAAGGGCUCAGUGUGGGCUGGCUCGCUGAGAUUGCCCGCCAGCUUCUGGAAGCUUUCCGUCACUGUCAUGAACUACGGCCGCACAGCCUGGUCCAUGGGGACUUGCGCCUGACCAGUCUUCUCAUCUCUGCGAUGACGGAUGCAAAAUGUGCACCGCAGUUGGUUCUAGCUGACCUGGGUCUUGCUGGGCUUCCUCCGGCCCCACCUCCUCUCAAGCCCGACAAAGUGACCAGCCAAGCUGAAGACUGGAGCCAGUGCCCAUGUCCCUUGCUGGAUGUUUGGUCUUGCGGAUGUUUGAUUUUCAUGUUGCUGUCAGGUCGCCAUCCCUUCAAUGGUGACCCAGGAGGUCGUUUGGUGCCUUCUGCACUGAGCAUGGCAUCAGCACCACCAGAGCCAGACUGGCGGAUGUUGCCUUCUGCGUCCUCAGCCUCUCUCUGCGCACAAAUGUUGUCCUGGGAGUUAAAGGCUCGCCCUUCUGCCGCCGACUGUUUGCGACACUCCUGGCUUUCUGCAGAUGACUCGCACGAUGUCCCACUGCCUAUGGAGGCUCUGGGGAAUUUGCUGAAGUCGCACCACAAGUCGAAGCUGCAGGAGAUCACCGCAGGUCUUACCAUCUCUGAGCAAAUCUCUUCGCCUUUCUCGGCGAUUGGAGCUGCACUUGCUUUGCAACAAUCCUUUGCCGCCAGCGAAAUACCCGACCCUAGCAGCAGUGUGUCCAUGACAGAGGCAAAGGCAGCACUGUCUGGGCUUGGAAUGUCGGAGAAAGGCAUGGAAAAGGUAUUGAAAGCCUUUGCAGAUGAUGAGGGAAACAAAGUCAACCACAAGCUGUUGAUCUCGCAUUGCUCAGAGCUGGCAGAGGAUCUUUUGGACCAUGCUCUCUGGCGGGUCUUCACCGCCGCUGGUGAGGACCAUCGAGGAGUUCUCGGUGCGGCGGAGUUGGAGAAGGCUCUUGCAGAAAGUGGUGGGUCCGGAGCCGAUAAAGCCGGCGGUGAAGGCCCCGGCACUUUCGGCUCUGAGAUGAAGGCCAGCGAGAUUGUGCGACAGAUCGCACGUGGCCAGGAGGUCACCUUUGAAGAGUUGAAAGCGGCAAUCCUUCAGCGACAAUCAACACCCUACAAGUCAAUGCCAAACCAAUGA